Messenger RNA from Uloborus diversus, 8269 nucleotides. RefSeq names its product protein O-GlcNAcase-like (gene Oga). The coding region runs from base 50 to 2566 and encodes 838 amino acids. Gene Ontology annotation, molecular function: beta-N-acetylglucosaminidase activity. NCBI's taxonomy places the organism in Eukaryota, Metazoa, Arthropoda, Arachnida, Araneae, Uloboridae. Gene Ontology annotation, biological process: glycoprotein metabolic process. The transcript is spliced from 14 exons. The record is from RefSeq and is a predicted model, not a curated record.
UUAUGGCAGACCAUGGACACCAGAACAAAGACGAGAUUUGUUUGCCAAAAUGAAAAAAUUUGGCUUAAACACAUACAUGUAUGCUCCAAAAGAUGAUUUUAAACACAGAGCUUACUGGAAGGAACUAUAUUCUGUUGAAGAAGUUGAACAUCUGACAUCACUUGUUAAAGUUGCAGAAGAAAAUGAUGUGACCUUUUUCUAUGCAUUAUCUCCAGGCGUAGACAUAUCAUAUUCAAGUGCAAAAGAUAUUUCUGCGCUUAAGAGAAAAUUAGAACAAGUACGUCAGUUUGGAUGCAAAGCAUUUGCUCUGCUUUUUGAUGACAUUGAACCUGAAAUUAGUGAGACAGACAAAGAAGUAUAUCAAUCCUUUGCUCAUGCUCAAGUUGCAGUUUCAAAUGAGAUAUAUGAAUAUCUGUCUCAUCCAAAAUUUAUCUUCUGCCCUACAGAAUAUUGUGCUGCUAGAGCAAUCCCUAAUGUACAAAAUUCAGAGUAUUUGAAUACUAUUGGACAAAAGCUGCAUUUGGAUAUUGAUGUUAUGUGGACUGGUCCGAAAGUCAUAUCAAAGGAAAUCACUAUUGACUCUAUUCAGGAACUUACUGAAGUUCUCAGGCGUCCUCCUCUUAUAUGGGAUAACUUACAUGCUAAUGACUAUGAUCAAAAGCGACUCUAUCUUGGUCCAUAUUGUGGAAGAUCAACUGAGCUUAUUCCUCGCCUGCGUGGAGUGCUUACAAAUCCUAACUGCGAAUAUGAAACAAACUUUAUUGCUAUUCAUACAUUGUCUCAGUGGAGUAAAUGUACUGUUGAUGCCAAAAGGGAACUAAAUUUGAGUGAUUCUGUUAGUGCUGAUAUUAAACUAGAGACUGAAAAUGAAGAUAUUGAUGACAUUCCAUCGCAUGUCAAUCCUAACACGUACCACCCAAAAAUUGCUUUAAAAAUUGCUAUUCAAGAUUGGUUGCCAGAAUUUUACAAAGCAAAAACUGCUUUUGGAAGAAGCAUUAGUGCUCCAUUAGUUCCUACACCUAUACCCGCAUGUCCUCUUCCAGUAAUUACUGCAUGUUUCUCUACUGCUUCUGUUACAACCCCAACCCCUUCAGGUAGAGGAAGCCCAAGUUUAGACUCUUCAUUCCAACCACUUUCUAAGGAAUUGGUUAAUUCAUUAAUUGCAUCAAAGGAAAGUGAGCCAAUGGACUGCAAUCCUUUGCCUUCACCAAAGGGUUCUCCUAAAAGUUCUUCUAAGAAUAGUGAAAGUGAUAUAACAAUAGCUAGUGGAAGUGAUAUCAGUUUGAAAUCUGAACCUUUAACUGAUAGUGUAAAUAAAGAAGACGUAGCUGAAGAAAUGCAGACAGAGCCUGUAGAUGUAUCACCUACUAGUUGUGAUAGUGAAUCAAAACAACUGCUUGAAAGUGAUGUUGUUUUAUUAAGUGAUUUAUUCUACUUGCCAUUUGAACAUGGGAAGCAAGGACUCAAAAUUUUACAAGAAUUCCAUUGGUUAAAAUCCCAUGGAUAUUUACUGUGCCAAUCUUCAAAUCCUCGAAAAAAGGUUGGAGCAGUAAUGGAAAAUCCUGAAAUACAAGAGUGGUAUAACAGAGUUGCCAAAUAUGAUACCAUGACUCAAGCAGUUGGAAAACUUCUAAUGCGUUUAACAUUUUGUCCUAACCGUUCUUUACUAUAUGAUCUUUAUCCAUAUGUUUGGGAUAUUAAAGGCGUAAUAUCCAUGCUGAAUUCAUAUUUGAAAUGGAUUGCUCUUCGGGGAGUUCCAGUCCCAGUGACCAGUUUGAUGGCUUCUCCUUUAUCAUGUUACAAAGAAGCCUUCAUGUCAGGAGAUCAAGAACCUUGGGUAUAUGUGGGAGGUCUAACAUCUGAAUUACAGCAUUUAUUGCCUCUUGAAAGUGUCAACGAUUUAUUUCUUUACAAGUCUCCUGAAACACCGAACAGUAGGAUUUAUACUAUCCGUCCAUAUUUGCCAAGUGAUGAGGCUCAGGUUUACAAUGUCUGUCGAAGAACUAGUGAUGAUGGAAUGGAUGGCAGUGAAGUUUUCCCCGACUAUCCAGACCUUAUGGGUGAUAAGCUGAUAGGUCCCUUUCUUCAUCUGAGUCCUGAAUUCUGCUUUGUUGUUGAAGAUGAUACUGGAAUUUGUGGGUAUGCUUUAGCAGCUUUGAAUGCAAGAAGUUUAAGAAAAAAAUCCGAAAUGUGUUGGAUUCCUGAGUUGCUCUCCAAAUACCCUGCUCCCAAAAAAGCAAGUGGAGAAAUGCUUAACCCUGCUGAAGAAAUUAUUUCAACUUUCUACAACCCUCAAAAAGAGGGACCUCCAGAUAUAGUUCAUGAACAUCAUCCAUCAAUAUUGUGUAUGAAUAUAUUGCCAUCUGUAAAUGAUUCAAGUGUACCUAAACGUAUGCUGACAUGUAUACUCUCCACAUUGAAAGCAAAUGGCUCACAUGGAGUUUUUACUGAAGUCACUGUUGGAGACAAAAAUAUAGUUGACUUUUUCUCAAAGCUUGGAUUCCAGGAAAUUGCCCAUCCAGGAUUCACAUGUGAUGAUGUUUUUUAUAUGGGAAGAACAUUCUAGAUUUUUAUUGUGAAGUCAUGAUGAAUUUUGUUUUCAAAGAGUAAAAUGUAAGUGAUAAAAGCAUAAUUUUCCUGCCUAUUGCAGCCACUGCCCAUUAAUUGUCAGUUAAAUACUUCUAAUGAGCUGCUUUCAGUGCUCUUGCUAUAAAGACAAUCCUGCAUCAGAUACAUUAUUUAUGUAAUUUAGUACCUUUCCAAAUAAUGCUUAAAACUAUUGGUAGCCAAUUCCAGUCAUAAAUUGUAUAUAUUGGGACAAGUGUAAAUAUAUUUUUAAUUUGAUACAUGAAUCAGAGUAAGUUAAAUGCAUUUAAGUGCUACUUCUGAGUGCAAAAUAGUUGAGGGAAAAAGGAGCAGUUUACCAUAGAAUUUUUGUAUUUUUAGAUUAUUUGCAUUUUUUCUCAAAAUGUUUGUUGAAUAUGUUUUCACUAUUUUGAAACACUUCCUGUUUUUAGUGAAAUUUGAAAAUUUCAUGGUAGAAUAUUGUUACUGGCUGCAACAUACGUUUGUUUCUCUCUAGAACAGCAAUUUUUUGUUUUGUAAACAUUUAAUUUCAAGAUUACUACAAAUUUGUCACAUCAUUAUUGUGAUACUAGUAUAUGUAUGAUCAUGCAAGAAGUAACUGAAAUGAAUAUUUUUUCUCCCUAGACAUGUAUAUCUAAGAAACUCAAGUUGCAAAAAUAUUUUUGUGGCAGAGUACCACCACUUGUAUGUAGCUCUGAAAUACUAUGUCUUAAUAUGAAAGUCAAUAGCCCCACUGUUAUUUGGUAGAAAGAAUUACAAAUUUAGAUAUUCUUCACAUUAAACUUAGCUUCAUUUGUUGGCCAGCUCUCUGAUUGCUGCUGCAAAAGCUACUUGAGUAUAGCUUUUCUCAUUUCUUUGUUUUAUGUUAUUUAUAUGUUAGCUUUUCAUGAGGAACUCCUACAUUUACUUUAACAAUCAACACAAGUUUUAAAAUUGAGCUUCCAUUUCAAUGUCCAAAAUUCAUUAAGGUUCCAUGCUGUUUAUCUUCAUUAACUGCUAGCCAGACAUUGCUUAGUGUAAUUGUGUAAUGGUCUUUCCUUUGUCAGGUAAUGAUAAAACAACUCAUUUUCUUUUAGAAACAGUAUUUCAAGUAAAACAAAUAAAUCAGAAUAUGAUAGACAGAAAACAAAUGAUGCUACUGAAGGCUAAAGUAACACUGAAAAUAACAAAAUAAUGGUAACUAAUUGCCCGUGUAUCUGUGUUAUUAUUGUACUGUGUACUUGUUGUAUUAAAUAAUGACUUAUAAGGCACUGUUAAAAUGUCUGAUUAAUUUGUUCCUCUCUCCCUAAAAGUGAUCUAGAGCUGAUCAGAUCCGAUUAUCUGUCAGAUCAGUCUGUGUAAUUGAAGUUCUGCUGUAUUUAAAAUAGACAUACAGAUGUGGACAAAUGUGGCGGGAUCAACCCAUCUGCUUAAAUUCCUUAAACUGAUAAAUGCAGGUGUCUUAAGGCUGAAUGUUUUAAUAAAAUAAGUUAGAAUAAAAAAAAUGGUUUUACUGCAUUGCAGUUGAUGAUACUUAAAAAUUUAACUGCACAUUUAAAUGCCACUUGAUACAUCCAAUAGACGCAAUAGCACUGAGACUUAAUUGAAAAUUUUAAUUUUGGAUUCCAAUAACAGAACUUCUGUUUAUAAAUAUUACUUAAAAAUUUUCUUAACAUUAAACCACAUCUACCAUGGUUUUUAGAAAACUUAUUAUUGAACAGCAAGAAAAGUCAUGUGAGGAAAAUAAAAAGUUGUAGAUGAGUUGUGUUGUCUGCCAACUUGUAAGUUAGCUGUUCUCACCACCACUUAUGUUUGAAGUAUCAUACCUGAAAUAGUUGAAUUGAUUAUUAGGAUUUAUUUUGUAUUUUGUGAACAUAUCUCUAUGAUUAAAUUUAUAAAGUGUAAAAUUGCAGUGUUAAAAGUUUCAAGCACCUCUUUUUUAUGUUUGAAGUGUCAUACCUAAAUUAGUUUGAUUAAUUAUUGUGAUUUGUUUUUCGCUGUAAUUUGUGAGCAUGUUUCUAUAAAUUAAUUUAAAAAGUAUAAAAUUGCAGUGUUAAAGAUUUUAAGCAUUUAUUUAAACCAUAUUUUUAGUUCUUUGCUUCCUGUAAAAUUCAGGGAAUUUUUUUGCUUCUUUUUGAACAAUACAAUUUUGCCCUUUAUAUACGUUGCUAAGAGUUGAUGUACCAAUAAUUGCUCAAAAAUUACUGUAGAUAUUUUUUGUCUUCUCACUCAUUAUUUUUUUUCUACACACAACAGCAUAUUAUAAAAUAGUUUAAGUUCAAUAUGUUUUGCUAUAUAUAUAUAUUUUCUAUUUAUCUAUUUGUGCGCACAAUCAUGAAGUUGAAAGUUUAAAUUAAGCAUUUUAAUGGUGGUAUAAUGCACAAAUUCAGUGGUUAGAUUACAUUGUUUACUCUCAUUUAUGACAUUUCAUUUCAAAGAAGCUUUUUCAUUUUGGACAUUCAAUAAAACUUUGAAAUUCAAAAGUUUCAAUAUGAUACUAUUCUUUGUUUAAAACUUUUCUUAAUUUUCUGAGGAGUUGGACAUGAAAAAUAGCAAGCUUUAUGGUCUUUUUUUCCCCAAAAGAUUCCCCUUUCACAUUCUGUAAUGUAAAAGGAAAAUCUUUCGAAAAUAUUGCUCCUUAUAAAUCUAAUUGCUUUUUAGUUUUAUUCAUGCAAGAUAAUAUUUUUUUUUUUUAAUCUGAACUAAGGCUAGAUACUUGGUGUUUGGUUGAUGUUUAGGAAGUAUCCUAAUUUAUUGCUCAUUGGGAAACUACUUAUAUUAACAUGUAUAUUUUUGCAGCAUAUUUUCAACACAACUUCAGUCAAAAUAAUUUUCUGAAAUUUAUUUUUAUUAUUUUGUCAAUGUCUUCAUGGGAAAAUUCUUUAGUGUUAUAAAUAAAUGCUACUAAAAUUUUAACUAGUUUAUGUAACCCUCCUCCCCCCCCCCCCCCACAUAACUGUUUUCUUUUUUUGGGGGGAGGGGAGGAAGCUAAUCCUAUUCCUGUUGACACUUAGAAAAAAACCUCCUUUUAGCUGAAACAUCCAGAAUAAGGACAUUUGCUGUUUGCAAGUAAUUCUUGCUCUGUAUAUUAAUGAAAAAUUAUUUGAAGUUCCCUUAUACUUUGACAUAUGCAAAUUUUUAAUGCAUAUAAAAAGCACAAAAUUGCACAAUGUUACAAAGCAAUUUUGACAAUAGUAAUUUGGAAGAUUUUGGAUAGUUUAUUACAAAAUUACAAAGUAUCUAACACUUUGAUUUGUACAAAAAGGAAAGGAAAAAAAAAUGUUUGAAAGGCUUAUUCUCUAUCCUUAACUUUCUCAUGCAUCAUCUGUAUGUACAAAGCAGUUACAUUUAUUGUGUCUGAAGAUAUGAUAGAAAAAAUUACUUAUUGACGGAAUUGAAACAUCAAAAUUAAUGCAAAAAUGCUCAUUUAGUUGCUUUGAUUACAAGUUUGUAAAAGCGCAUAUCUGAGCAUAGCAUUUUUGUAACAGUAUUAAUAUGUAGGACUAAACCUUUAAAAAUCGUACAUUUUUUUAAUGACUAGACUUAUUUCUAAAAAAAAGAAUUUAACUAUUCUACUUUUUAUUUGAGUCCUUUUUUUCGGGCCAACCAGCAACCCAAGAUAAUGCCAAGUGAAAAAGGGUUACAUUUACCUCACUUAUUUGAGUUUAACCCCUUGAGGACCAGCGCAUGGAAAACGAAGCACUGCUACGGGACCGAACGUUCCGAAAUGGAACGCCGCCAUCGGCCCGAGCAUUUACAGCAGUUAAGCCUAACUGAACAAAAAUAUUCAUAUAAAAUCAGCAUUUCAAAAUAAUGACUUGAAAUUUUAAAUUUGCUUACAUAAUGUACUACUGAUUACUAAUUAUUAAUAUAAAGACUAUUACAUUAUUAGAAAGGAGUGAAACAAGUAGAAUACUAAAACUUUAACUAUGUGCACAAAGAUAAAUAAUAUGUGCACAAAAACAAAGUUAGAGUUAGACAUCGUGAGUGUGCAAUCAAAGAAAAAGAAAUGUAGCAAAAAAAUAUGUUCCUUAUGUAAUUUUAAUUAAAACAACUUAGGUCAACGAAUUUAAACUAGUUAAAUUCCCACGCAACAAGUCUCAAAAUUGCUUCAUAAUUCUCUCGAAAACAUUCCCUUUCACUCACUUCGCUAAUCAUUUUUAUUGCAAUGUUCCAGUCUCCAAAUAAAAAAGAAUAAAUAAAGAAGAACAAUAUCAGAAAAGAUUCAAAAAUAAUCAUAAACUUCAGUGCCGCUUGAAAUCAUUCCUGUACUCUCAUCGAACGGGGAAUCCCAAAAGUCUGGAACACAUACGCAAAAAUAUUUUAACCUUCCUCCCCCUCCCCCAUAAUUUAUUCAGCUAGAUGUUUAUCUCUUUCAAUUACUCGCAACAAAAAAAGAGAAGCAAAGAUAUAAACAAGAGCAAUUGAGACCUCAUAAAUCGUAUGCGCAGAGCAGUGAUUCACUGUUGUUUACAUAAAAAAAAAUCUAUCCCAUUGAGAGGUCCAAAUAAGAAACUAAAGCGUGUAGAUGAAGGUCAAAUACCAUGUGACUCGAAUAUGAUCAAAGUUAUAGCCAUUUAGCACCAUCUAUUAUCGUUUAAAUAUUCAAUUCAAUCGUUCCAUUUCGAGAAAGCGUAUAUGUGACGCUGGGACGUCAGUGUCGAUCAGAGCGCGAAGCGAAUAUGUGUCGCUGGGCUGAUAAGAGAGGAAUUGUUGCGUAGCGUCCGCGUGACGCUGGGUGCGAACGGGUUAAUAAAAUGUUCUUUUUCAUUUUUUAUAAGAAAGGAAAUGUUUUAAUUUUUCUCGUAACAUUUUUCAUACACGGAUCAUUUCUUAGACUCAUUAUACAGUCUAUGCAGCUUUUUUAAUGCAGCAAUUAAGAAUAAAUAAUUGAAGGAUCUGUUGUAAAGAAUUGCCUUUUAGUUUCUUUGACUAGUAUGAAUUUUUAUUUUAAAAGUAAUGUUAGGUAUGAAACUAUAUGAAUUAUAUGAAUUAGAAUGUGUAAACAAGAACAAUUUAAAAGAAAUAUUUUUCUUUAGCAAAAGAUUUUGGACAAUUUGAAUCUUCAUUGUUCAAUUUAUUAUUGAAUAUCUUAGAAUGCACCCUAAUUUGUUUUUUUCCUUUGUUAAAAAAUUAAUGCUUUUAAACAUCAUUUUGACAAAUGAUAAGAUCAGUAACUAGCACUGACAGAUUGAUGCUUUAGGUUAUUUUAUAGCUUUUGAGAUUCUCAUUCAUGUAUAAUGUCUAUGUAUCUUUUAUUAUGUAAAUUAACUGAGUAACAUUCUAAAACUAUAUUGGAAUUGGCAUUUUGUUUGAAAUUGUAGUUUGAGUUCCAUAUAUGUUUAUCUUGAUGUUUCUUCAUGCACUCCCCUCAUACAUUUGUUUCAUUUUAUCAAAAGAAUUCUCAUUUAUGUAACCAUGUUUCAUGACAAAGCUCUAUUCAUGAAUGUCACAAGUUAUUUUUGUCAUACUGAUUGAUAGAUUAAUUUGGAAUGCUACUAAAUUUCUGAGUGUAUGGAAAAAAAUGUGUUAAUGUUGCUUUAAUGAAGGUAUUGCUAAAUACUCAACAAUUUAAGAUGUAUACAUAUUUUGUCACUGUACACAUGUAUGUUUAUAUAUUGAGCUUUUUGUGUAACUCAUGGUUUUGUCUAGACUGGGUCAAAAUGGAAGAUGUAUUUUUGAGAAGAAAAAUAAAUUAUGCAAU